Messenger RNA from Fopius arisanus, 4587 nucleotides. RefSeq names its product GTPase-activating Rap/Ran-GAP domain-like protein 3. NCBI's taxonomy places the organism in Eukaryota, Metazoa, Arthropoda, Insecta, Hymenoptera, Braconidae. Gene Ontology annotation, biological process: activation of GTPase activity; regulation of small GTPase mediated signal transduction. The record is from RefSeq and is a predicted model, not a curated record. Gene Ontology annotation, molecular function: GTPase activator activity. Gene Ontology annotation, cellular component: cytoplasm.
GGGUCUUCGACCCAUCCGACGGCGCAAGUUUCACGUGAAUUUAAUGGCAAAUAACAUAACACGUGAUGUUUACAUGAGGGUAUCACGUAUGCUGUCAAGAGAGGUGGUUAAAAAAUAGUCAAUCGAAGGUGGAAUGAGUAAUUGGGAGGGGCACAAUGACGCCGGUUGUCUGUGCAUUCUCUAGUGGAGAAUCGUGUUCCGGAUAAACGAGUGUCGCGUACUAACAGUGCAUUAUGACGUUAUAGGCAAUUCAAGACGAUGCGCACGAUUCUAACGUCGGAGUAUUACCCCGAAUGAGUGAAAGAGGUGGGGUUGGCGCGAAAUAUCCGAGGCGGGGAGAAAUCGGGGGUUGUGGUGCCUCAGUAGGGGUCGGGAGCCCGAGCGACCAACUUGGCUUUUCGGUGUGUCGGCACGCCGACAUUCUCGCCGUUUCAGUGAUUCUAUUUUUAUUUCCCAUUUUCCAUUUUUUUCAUUCAGUGUAACUACGUCUUUUCAAAUCUACCUUGCACUAUCUACCCAUGUACCAUACACACGUAGUAUAUAUCCUGUGUUAUAUACACUGUAGUAUAUGAGGAUUGGAUUUUGGUGCGGGGCACACGUCAUGUUUUUGUAAAACUAAAAAAGAGAAAUCGGGAGAACGACAUUCGUCACAAUUGAUAUAAAUUUUCAAUUCAAAAUAACACGAGGAACCAUUGUGUACUGAAGUGCUAACACGAGAAUAUCAGUAACCGAUCGAAUGAAAUUUGCGAGAGUAUAAAAUACCCCUGAAGGUUAUGAUCGAAUUAAGUCUCCAAACCUGAUAAAGACUCCCGCUGUUUCAAUUUCGAAUAAUUUCCCCCACCGAUUUAAAGCCCCAAUAUUUCACCAAAAACCCACAAGACAUUGCCACAUAAAUUUCAAUUCCAAAAGUGUUAUAUAUCAUCAACCAGGCGUGACCAAUCAAGCCGAUACAACUGAAAACUCAGCAACACUUGGAUGAAUAUGAAGAACGAAUGAAUGGUACCGCAGGACAAAGGAUCGAACUCAUAUCUUCAGUUAAUCAAAAAGCGAUUGUUUGAUUUUCGAUAUCGAUGGGCUCAAGGCCGUGAUAAGCGGGAGUCGGUGGAUAGAAAAGUCUUUUGUGCCACAUAUAGUCGGCUGUACAAACGACAGGAACUAAAAUCGAGGACAAAUAAAUAAUAUACAGGCAUAUUUUUCACCAUGUGUUGGUGCAAUUGCCCUGAAUAUGUCUGAAAACCCAAUGCCCAGUGUUUGUUCCGGUGCUGUCGAGGGCUGGAGUUUAGAUUCCAAUUGAAUUCCGAGUGAAGUUUUAAUCGAAACAAGGACAGGAGAUUUAGGUGGAUAGUUGUGUGAAGGGCUAUGCUGUGCCUCGAUAUGAAAUUGGUGUCGAGACUGAGGGGUUUGUCGACGAGUUCGUCGUCCAGCAGCUCCAACUCUGGGGGAACAUCGGCGACGGGUCAAUUGCCGGUGGAGAAACAGAGGCGACGGUCCAGUCGCGGAAGCAACAGCAAUGCCAGUCCUUCUGUUAGUGAUCGAGAGAGUGAUGAAGAUAUUCCCAGUGUUCCCAGGAUCGUCCGGGAUCGAUCUAGAUCUGUCUGCAUGCCAGUUCUCACGAGCUCACAGAUGCGGCAUCUGCACCGACGAGCUAGUCAUCAUGUAUCAUCAACCGACACGACCUCACGACGAGGAGUUUUGUCUCGGCGGUGCUAUGGCAGCGUUGAAAUGCUGCCACAGAUUGAACAGGAUGGAAUGGAGAACGGGAGGAGAUUCAGAGUGGAGAAUGGCGAUUCGCCCGGGGAGAAAGAAGAGAUGUUCGGCUCACCGAGUACACCUGUCCUGGAGAACCCGGAGUAUCAGACCCGCUGGUACUUCAAGUAUUUUCUGGGAAAACUCCAUCAAAACUAUGUUGCAUCGGACCACGAGAGAAACCCGCUGUUCUUGUCAGUCGUUUUAAGCGACGGAGGAGAUCAAUGUGUACCUCAUUAUCGUGUCAUCCUCUGGAAGCGAACGGGCGCGAAGAAAAUGUCACUUCCCUAUUCCUCAAACAAAUCAAUGACUGUGAAGCAAAUCCUGAGAGAGGGCGAGUUCGGGGUUCGAGAGGUUCUUGGAGAUUCUGGGGGAGAGAAUACGCCUUAAGGGCUGGGACAAGUACAGAGGUGGUCUAGACAUCAAAGGCGAUAUGACGGGCAAAGAGAGUGUUUACACGGUGUACGCUGGUCACGAGGUCAUGUACCAUGUGAGCACGAUGUUGCCUCACUCCAAGGACAAUCCACAACAGUUGGAGAGGAAGAGGCAUAUCGGCAAUGACAUUGUAAAUAUCAUAUACUCGGACGAUCCGUCCGUACUGGAGACAUUCAAUCCCAACUGCAUAAGGAGUCAAUUUACUCACGUCUUCGCCGUGGUGACGAGCGAGGAGAACGAGCGCUGGAGAAUAGCAAUAUACUGCGACGAAAGUGUUCCUCUCUUUGGUCCAAGUCUACCUUGUCCCCCCGUCUUCGAGGAUCCGUACAACUUCCGUGAAUUUCUCCUGGUGAAGCUGAUCAAUGGAGAGAAGGCGACAUUCGACACUCCGACGUUCUCCCGGAAACGAGAGCGAACCCUUGAUGCUCUCUUACGAGAUCUGUACCAGGAACACACUCAGGAUGCCAAGGGCAACAGUAUGCUGAACAGACGUGCAUUGUCGGAUGUGGUUGAAACUCCAGGAAGAAGGAGAGAGGAAACACGUGUUGUGGAAAUGGUUAGAGUUGGCCAGGCGUUGAAACUCGAAGCGAUCGUUCGAGGUCUAGCGCCAACAUCAUUGGCAACUGUUGGCCCCCUCAAGCCCCGACCCUGGGAGCCCCGCUGCAUCUACCCAGAUUUCUCCCACGACUUGAUCUGCGGAGACAUAUGGUCGGAGAACAAAUUGGUAUUAGCCACCGAGAACGGUACCUUCCUGGUUGAGGAUGGAAUGGAGAACAAGAUGUUGUUCGACAAGACUGUCCUUAUCAGACAACUCGAUGUCGUUGAACAGCACGGAAUACUCCUAUUCAGAGCUGGUGACAAAGGAAAGGAAUGCGGUGUACACGUUUACAGAUUGAGUGAGCUGGAUGGCGAUGAGGCGCACACUGUCGAUGAUUACUCAUUUGAAGAGGACGAUGAGGUGCUAGAGAGCUUUACAACCCACGCUUCAACCGCUAGACCGCCCAUUACGAGGACACGGUCUCACGUGAAGGAGAGAAAAUUAGAGAGGACUCGAGGAUGUCAUUUGUACAGCUUAACGAGACCAGGUGGCUCGCAUUUACGUAUGUGCGUUGCUGUCGGAAGGAGAUUAACUUUGUUGCAGUGGAAGCACAACGCUGCGUGGACGACUUGGUGUUCGGCGGCUGAUACUGACACAGUCGAUGGGUUUUUACUGAUUAAAGAGUACAAUGCCUCUGAGCCACCGAAUAUCGUGACAAUCAUUGAGAGCACUGAGGGCGGCAAUCAGUGGCUGCUCUGCUGUGGUUUACGCCAUCACUUCGAACUUAUUUCGGCUGAAGGCACCAGUAGAUCGUUACAUGUUGAGGCAUCCAUGAAGCCUCAUAUCAUCGCUGCACUCGAUCUCAGGGAGGACGAGGAGCCUGAAGUAUUGUUGUGUUACAAUAAUAUUUGUCACUUUCAGAAACUCUCUGAGGAGAGUGCCGCAGCCACCGAGUUUGACUUCAAUUGGAAUUCUGUACCAAUAGCUGUUGCAUGUGCCUUUCCGUAUGUUAUCGCGUUCACCGCUGAUACCAUGGAAAUUCGGUUAAUUAUUAAUGGUAAUCUUGUUCAUACUAUCACAAUGCCCAAUUUAACGCUUAUUAGCUCCAAGCGGGAUAUCUAUUUUGCUACGACUGCACCCGAAUUUUUGGCAAACAAGUGCGAGAGGAUACGGGUUGAUACCAAGGAGAGGGAAGACAGGAGUGGCAGUCCACCGACUUCACAGUCGAGUUUGACCAACUCUCAGAAUGAUGUGAAACCUUUGAGGAUUUACACAAUACCUCUGCACACCCUAUCCAGACCGACGUCAAAGACGAGCAAUCGAGAACGUUGCACAAGUCCAGUAGAGCCGGAGAUAGUGAACACCCAGCCGCCUUGCGAUCCCAAUUUCUUGAGUGUCGAGCCCCACAGAUUGCUCAGCAGAUCAUGUAGCAGCAGCCCAACACCGAAUCUCGGGGCGUCCUCAGCCUCCACCCCGAGCAAAUAAAUGACAGCAUGAAAAGGGCAGUCGUAAAACACACUGAGGUACUCCCUCACCCGAUCAUUCCGACGUGAAGAUUCCGGAAUGGAUCUGAUUCACGUCCACACCAGUCAGCACAAAUGGCUAAAGUGAGGACCGAGGGAUCUGUUUUUUUAGUCGAGCUGUGGAUAAAACGGCGCAGUGCGUCGAGCCACGUGUUUUGCUGGAUCGAAGUGGUGAAGAAUUGAGGAGAUUAAUGAGAAAAAUUCUACUUUUAGAAAUGUCUAGGUCUAUCGUCCACGAUAAUAAUGUGUUAUAAAUAAUGAAAUAUUGUUACACGUACAGCCGUGUCUCACUGUAAAAAUCAAAUUGAAGCAGAUGGUUCUUGAGAAAAGUUAUUGAAUAAAAAU